Symbiodinium necroappetens is the source of this 1635-nucleotide messenger RNA. The record is from the annotation of a GenBank genome assembly. NCBI's taxonomy places the organism in Eukaryota, Dinophyceae, Suessiales, Symbiodiniaceae.
GUCACUCUCCAGCACUACCACGAUUCGAUUGAAACCUUGGGGAUUGAGUGUGGGGAUGAAGCAGAGGCGGCUGAGGUGGCAGACUCUGAGUCCGAGACGUUGCAAAAGGCAGUGACGGCCGGGAGCCACCUUUCCCAGUUCCAAGCAAACCAAGGCGAGGACACAGCGGGCUACAUGGAAAAUAAGUGCGGCGAGGACACCCUGAACUUGAGCUUCUUCGUCGACAAGCUGGUGGCAGCUGACCACUUGCAUGCUGGCAGCGCUUUCCUGAUGAAAGCCUAUUCAUCCAGACUGCACCAAUUAUCGCACAAUCUAGAGUUCCAUGCCAAGGCCGCCUUGGCUUUGCACGAUGAAGCAAAUGGCUUGGCACAUCACUUUGUGGCACACCUGCGUCACCAGGACAAUGCACGCAGGGCCGCGGCCGAGAAAGUUGCUCUGGACAGCCACACUUUGCAUCUGAAGACCUCGGUUCACAAGAUGCUGCAUGAGGCAGCCCGGUCGGAUCUGACCGACAAGCAGCGAGCUCGCCUCAGCAAGCUUGACGAGAAGCACCAUGAAGCCAUACAUGGGGAGAGCAAGGAUUCCAUGUGCGUGAACCAUGCCCAGAGGCUGCAGCAAAUCCCAGACGAUUCGCCGUUGAACAGCCCAGUUGUAAAAGACUACGUGGCUUGCUUGUGUGAGCGCAACGAGCCAUACUUAGUGUGCCAGGCCAAGCAUGGAGCUGCCGUGAACCAGGUCGCACGGCAGAUGGCAGCCCUGUUGGCCAAUGCCUCGCAGUCGCUACGGAUGGACAUGCGGAAGGCUGCUCAGCACAUGAUGGCCCAGUCUUUGCAGCUACCCGAGCCCAUCGAGAAUCUCUCCCAAGUUGCUCUUGCCGAACAACAGAGAAUCGCUUUCGGGAUUUGCAAAAAAGCCUUCGCCUGCAAGAUGUGUGUGGCCGGAGUUUGCUCUGACAAGAAAAAAAUGGAUGUCUCGUUAAUCAGAGCAAUGUUCGGCAGGGGCUUCAUGAAUCAGCCGGCAUGCCUCAGUGGAGACUGCCACUUCUGCACGGCGCUCAACCCUGAUGAGUUUGUUCAGUUCAGGGCGACGCUGGGCUUCAAAGUUGGUGGUCAUGGCAACUGUGAUGAUGCAGCCGGGUUCCUCGCAAGCUUCCAUUUCCACCUGAGCCUCAUUGCUUGCCUGGGGGGACAACUAGGGAACGCCGCUGAAUGGCUGGGCGUAAAAUGCAUGUCUCUCGUUUCAACCCAGUACUACCCUUUCAUCGGCAAGAUGGUGCCGCUUGCGCUCUCCCUAAACGUGGUCGUUGCGCGUGCAAAGCUUUCUACCCAUGUUCCUGUACACGAAUUGUCCGGUGCUGUGCAUGCACAUUGCGAAGGCCAAAAGUAUGAGAAUGAGGAAGCCUGUGCUAGGCUCCUCCCGGCUAUUAACAACAAGGGCUAUCCCAAGUGGAAGCGGGAUGCUUGGAAGUCAAUCGCCUUUUUCAAAGGCUGCUAUUGGAAGCGCGAGGAAACGGCCCCGGAGAAGUGCCUGAGAGAAUUUCAGGAAGCUCGUGGCAAAGGUGGCUUGACGCUGAAAGUUGACAUUGGCGUAAUGUGGUGGUGGGAAAAUGUUUACAAGGACACCUUCCACUGGUGA